Messenger RNA from Neopsephotus bourkii (Bourke's parrot), 2986 nucleotides. RefSeq names its product eukaryotic translation initiation factor 2D (gene EIF2D). The coding region runs from base 1334 to 2794 and encodes 486 amino acids. The transcript has 13 exons. The record is from RefSeq and is a predicted model, not a curated record. Lineage: Eukaryota; Metazoa; Chordata; Aves; Psittaciformes; Psittacidae. Gene Ontology annotation, molecular function: translation initiation factor activity. Gene Ontology annotation, biological process: formation of translation preinitiation complex; translational initiation.
GAGUUGCCUUCAGGGCUUUUUUGAUGUUAUCUUUCCCAGUGGCAAAAAUGAACUUGAAACAAAAAAGGAUAAAGAAUAAGCACUCAAAAGUAAUUCAUGGUGGUGACCUAAAAAGGGAAAUUAAAUGAGCUGUAAAAAAACUUGUGGAUGAAACAAAGUAGGUUAAGCUGUUUAAAUGCACUGUUCCAUGUGGGAGUGUCAGAUCUGGAGAUACCUCCUCAGGGUGAUGAGCAAUGCUGAGCUGGGACACAGAACUGCCUUUGUCAUUGGUCUUUUCUAUUAUUUCCCUUGAGCAGCUGAGUUACUUUGCUGCCACCCUGCUUCCUGUCAAUUCAUAGGUGAACUAGCUUAUCCUGUGGAUAAAAAGCAAGUUUAUAUUGGAGCCUGAAGUUGUAAUCACUGUCAAGUAAACUGUGCUUGUGCAGGUGAGGUUGAAUUUAAAUUCCUGGAUUUCUGGCUCUACCACCUAAUUAUGGAUCAAGACUAACAAGAAAGGAGUUUAUUUUCUGGAACCUCCUUUGGGUGCAUUUCAGCUUUAGAAGAAUCAGGUCUUUAUAAACUUUAAAUUGCUGAACUGCUCAACCAGAAAAAGAUUAAAUUGCAGCUGCUGCAGCCUUAGUCUGGAAACAGAAGUGUAUGUUGGGAAGAAAAGUCAUUUUUUCAUUACAUAGGAUCUAAAGGAGAACUCGAGUCCCUCUGCUUUUGGGGAAAUAAAGUGCUUGAAUGUGUAGCUAUGAUAGACAUCAGAGCAAGCCUUGCUGCUGACUUGCAGUGACCUAGUUUCUGGGCAGGGGAGAGUAGUCUUACUAAUGGGAAAAGGAGGUUGAUGAAAGAGGGCUGCAGGUCAUUCAUCUCCCAUGGAAACCAGGCCACCUCUGGAUAUGAUCCAAAGAUGAUAAGCUGUCCAGUGACAAUGGCCAACAAAAGGAGAGGUAGAGCCACAUCUCAGAAAAAAGAGAGGAGAAAAGACUAUCCAGUGCUGCAGACCUGAAGGGAGGGAGCAGAUUUAGGGAGCAUUCAGUUACAAAGAGAAGCAAGGUAGUGCAAUUUGUGAUAUGUGUUCUGUGAAUUCAAAUACCUACUGUCUGUCCUGGAUAGUUUCAUAAUACAUCUGACUUGCCUUGUCACAUUAAGGUCUUUGUGUGAUUUCUGCCCUCAGAGAUGUGGAUACUUGCUUGCAGUUGCAGGAUUCGUUCUAGAUUUGCUGAAAGUAGUUGUGACAGUGAAUGGGAGGAAAAAUAUUGUUGGCUUCUUCAGCAUAGGCAUAAAAUCUAUGAUGCUGAGAAAGAAAAAGUGAGAUGCCUUCAAAACCAAACCGUGGAACACAGAUCUGAUGCUGCCAGGAGUGGUAGUGCCACCUUCUGGCUUUCCUCAGGUAGAGCGGGGCACGCUCUGUGCUGUCACUCUUUUGGGAAACAGAGCUCCAGUAGCAGUUGGAGUUGCCACUAUGUCCACUGCAGAGAUGCUGGCUGCUGGAAUGAAAGGGAAGGGCUUUGCUGUCUUGCACACUUACAUGGAUCACCUCUGGGAAUAUGGUGACAAAUCUAAUCCUCCUACCUUAGCUCCCUUGGUAACAGAUUCUGCUGAAAAGGAGAAUGCUGAAGAUGAAGAGAUGGAGGGGAAGGAGCCUGUCAUCAGCCUAUCCACUGAUCCAUUGCAGCAGAUGAAUAUUGGUGAUUUGAGCCUGCAGGAGCGAGACAGUUGUGCAAUACUGAUGGGAAAGGAGGAGCUCGAUGAGAACAGGGCUGCAGAAACAGCUGAAGAUGGCAGUACAGAGGGCCUGCAGGAACCUGAAGACAGUAGGACUCCACAAGAGCAAAUGGAUGCAUUAUUUAAUCAGUGCUUUUUCCAUGCCUUAAAAUGCAAAGUAAAGAAGUCAGAUCUUCCUCUGCUCACCAGCACAUUUCUACGCAGCCAUAUGUUCUCAUGCUGCCCUGCUGGACAACAAUUGGACAUAAAGAAAUCAAGCUAUAAGAAGUUCUCUAAGUUCCUGCAAUAUAUGCAGCACCAGAAGAUCUUACAAGUGAAGGAGCUGAACAAAGGUGUUGAGAGCAUCGUGGAAGUGGACUGGAAACAUCCAGAUGUUAAAGCGUUUGCAGUACCUGAAGGAUUUUCUUCUGCCUCUGCUGCUCAUGACAGCAAUAGUGAAGACAGAGAACAAGUGUACCAUGCUCCUGAAAUCAUUCCACUUUACGGGGUAUCAACAAAAAUGAUCCCACUCUUUCAGGAAUCUGGACACAAAAAAGGCAGCAGCCUCUCAAGCAGUGAGGUGAGAAACAUCAUUAUUAACUAUGUAAAGGCUAAUGAGUUGGUGGAUGAAACAAACAAAAACCUUGUAAAAGUGAAUGCCAUUCUGUGUGACUGCCUGUUAGAUAAAUCAGAACAAGAUGAAAUCUCACACCUUAAAUGGGAUGACCUCUUGAGCAGGUGCCUUGAACGACUGCAGCCCUUGCACCAGGUGACAUUUUUUGGACAAGAACCUAUUGUGAGGAAAGGAAACAUUGAGCCCAUCGACAUAACCAUAGCACAGAGAUCAUCAAAUAAGAAGGUGACAAUUAUCAAGAACCUUGAGCUGUAUGGACUAGACCCACAGUGUGUGGCCAACAUUCUGCAGCAGAAAGUACAAGCUAGUGCUACCAUCACCCCAAUACCAGGAACAAAAGACAGAGUUCAGGUCCAGAUCCAAGGCAACCAAAUCCAUCAUCUGGCCAAGAUGCUGCUAGAAGAAUACCAGCUACCUCGGAAAUACAUUCGAGGCCUUGAGAAGGCUCCAAAGCUCGGCCGGAAGAAGUAAGAGGGAAAAUCUACUGUAAGAAUUACUCAGAUCUCAUUAUUUAUACAAGUGUUCUGCCAACAAAUCCAGGCUAAUGGAGGGGCCCUCAUCAUUCAGAAACGAGUGCUGGAGGUUUACAAGGUCUGAGAUUCACCCCAAUAUUAAUAACUGCUCCAACUGUUCAUUUUUCAUAAAAUAAAAGACUGAAUAAAC